Molecule: messenger RNA, 1258 nt
Organism: Lycium ferocissimum
Lineage: Eukaryota; Viridiplantae; Streptophyta; Magnoliopsida; Solanales; Solanaceae
Product: probable WRKY transcription factor 12
Exons: 4
Coding region: 466-1131 (221 amino acids)
Biological process (GO): regulation of DNA-templated transcription
Molecular function (GO): DNA-binding transcription factor activity; sequence-specific DNA binding
Source: RefSeq, a predicted model, not a curated record
AAAUUGGGGAGGGAGUACAUAAUAUUUAAGAUUUCUAGGUUAAUAAAUAUCUGGCUUUUAUAGCAUCUUAGCUUUUCUUUUUAAAAAAAAAAUAAAAAAAAAAUCUAUCUAAUCCUUAAAACAAAGAACUCAUUUUCCAGAACUUUAUCAAGCAUCACUUUAUAUCAUCUCCCUCUCUCUCUCUCUCUCUCUCUCGUACUGUGUAGGCAUCUGACAAAUUUAAGAAGAAGAGAAAGGAAAUAUUUCUACAUUCAUUCCUCCAGUGUGUUCCAGUUGACCAGACUGCAGAGACCACUAAAUAUUCCAGUGUAAAAAACACCAUAAACUUGAAGCCCACAUGUUGUACAAAAACAUGCAAUUGAUGAAAUAAUACAUCUAUUAAGUACAGUAUUCAUCAUCAUCAUCAGAAGAAAUUAUGUUCGUAUAUAUAUGAUCAAAGAAAGAUCAUUGGAAUAAAGACUAGCUAUGGAAGGAAAUCAUCAAGAAAGAGUAUUAAACAAUAAUUAUGAUCUACAAGAAGUCUCCUUUUCAACUGCCAAUAAUAUUCAUGAAAUGGGAUUUGUACACUUUGACGAUCAUCAAAACCAAGUUAUGAGCUUUUUAUCCCCUCUCUCACAAUCUUCUCAAAUUCCUCUCACCGCCGCGACACAAACCCUAGCUGCUGCCACCAAUAAUGGUAGCAGUUCCAUAGGGUUUAGCCACAUUGACCUCGUCAAUAGAUCUUCUUGGAACGACGAUCAGGUGGAAUCACUGGAUCCCAAGGCUGUUAAUGACGAAAAUUGCAGCGGAAAUGCUAGCGAGGGUAACAAUUCGUGGUGGAGGAGUGAGAAAGGGAAAGUGAAGGUGAGAAGAAAGCUUAGAGAGCCAAGAUUUUGUUUCCAAACAAGGACUGAUAUUGAUGUUCUUGAUGAUGGUUACAAAUGGAGGAAGUAUGGUCAAAAAGUUGUCAAGAACAGCCUUCAUCCAAGGAGUUAUUACCGAUGUACACAUAGCAAUUGUCGAGUAAAGAAGAGAGUUGAAAGACUUUCAGAAGAUUGUCGUAUGGUAAUAACAACCUAUGAAGGUAGACACAACCAUUCUCCUUGUGAUGAUUCUAACUCUUCUGAAAAUGAUUGUUUUGCCUCUUUCUAGACUACUACGUACUCUGUUGGUCCAUUAUUUUGUCAUGAUCUUGCUCUUCUCUAUUUAUAUGUAAUAUGUAAUGUAAUAACCUAGAGUUAUAUAUAUAUUUUUUAUGAGAUUAAAUUGUAGUUCGAAA